AUGCAACUUGUGUGGCUAGCGGUGCUGGCACAGUGCGUGCUUGCACAGUAUUACGUGCAACCGAGGCAGAUGAUUCCGAUCCAGGUCCCACAGCAACAGAGAACAAUGUAUUAUCCAGUCAGAACAAAUUGUCAGAAUAGAUGUCAGCCGCAGACAAGAUAUCGUUGGAAUUCUAGACCAACCGUGGCUCGUCCAAACGUGCAAGUUCAAAUUCGCACUCUUCCCGUUGCUCCAGCUAUUCGACCAGCCGUCAUCAACCCAGUUCCUACUCUUCCUACUCCAUCACCAAGCACACUUCCACCAGUAACCUAUCCGAAAACUACUGUAAUGCCGACCACUUUGGAGACCCCUGGUCCAGAAUCAUUACCAUCCAUGUCGCCAUCGCACACUGAUCCAACGCCAUCUCCAGUAACUACCGAAACACCGACAACAAAAUUCUUGAGGCCUGAGCGCAAGCAAAAGUUCUUCAAUCCAUGUGCAAUUGGUCAGCCAUUGCUCAACGAAUUUUCGACGCCAAUAUCGUGCAACUAUUUAAAUCAGCCAAAUGGUGGAUGUCCAGAGGAUCAUUUCUGCCACACAGGAGCCUCAUUCUCAACAACUGCUUGCUGCCCAUUAGUUUCCAGUGAGGACAAAUGUCACCAGCGUCGUGACACUGGUGAGGGAGAUGAACUCGUUGCUCGCUGGUAUUUCGACAACCAAGCCAAGGAAUGUAAGCGUUUCCUAUACAAGGGAAUUCGUGGAAACGCCAACAACUUCGUUACCAAGGCGCAGUGUGUCGAUGCAUGUGAAGCCCAAAUUAUUACCGAUAAUUCAAAUCCUUGCAAAUCAGGAGUACCGGCUCGGUUUAAUAACAAUUCCCGAAUCAUUUGCGGACCAAAUGAUGACUCCAUGUGCCCGAAUGGCUAUUAUUGUCAUAUUGGCGAGAACCCGGAAAUGACUGCUUGUUGCGAGACUAGUGGAUUGACCGAUCCGUGUCUAUUGUCAAUCAACGUUGGUCAGGGCAGCGCACUUCUCAAAAGAUUUUACUACAACACCUUCGCGAAACGAUGCACGGAAUUCGUUUAUAAAGGAACAAAGGGAAAUGAGAACAACUUUUUGUCGCAGAAACAAUGCCAAGAGAGAUGCCAAAAAUGGGACAAUCCAUGCCCAACUUCGGUGAACUACGCCCAAAAAAGAGAAUGCACGAUAAAUGGAACUGAAUGUGGGGACGGACAAUGGUGCCAUAUUGGAGCCGUUAAAGAGUCAACUGUUUGCUGUCCAGGAGCUUCACCUGAUCCGUGCGCGAUGCCAUUGUUCGCCGGCGAAGGAACAGCAAAUUUAACGAGAUGGUAUGCAGAUCCUUCAGAUAAAUCAUGCAGCCGACAAUGUAAAUCAUUCACUUACAACGGAUCUAAGGGAAAUCAAAACAAUUUCCUCACCAAACAACAAUGCGAGCAGAAAUGUAAACGCGAAUGCAAAAACCCGUGUGGAUCUGGAACCAUGCUCAUGACACCAAAUGAUGAACCAAGAACCUGCAGCCCGUCAGUUCCAUGCCCCAGCACUCAUUGGUGUCACGUAGGAAUCACACCCGAUACAACGGUCUGUUGUUCAGCAGUUCAAAAUACGUGUGAACUACCACUUGUCAAAGGAACCGGCAACUCGCAUUUGACCAGAUGGCAUUUUGACAAAAACGCGAAUAAAUGCGUUAAGUUCAUCUACAGCGGUGAAGGCGGAAACCAGAAUAUGUUCCUGACCCAGGAAGAUUGCCUCUCAGUUUGCCCAGUUUUCGAGAACCCAUGCGGAAGUGGAAAACCACUGCUGGUUGGCACCAAGCCAAAAGAGUGCUCACCCACCGAGAGAUGCCCAUCAACUCAUUUCUGUCAUAUUGGAGUUGAAGGAUCGGUGAACUAUUGCUGCCAAAAGAAUGGCGAUCCAUGUCAACAACCAUUAGCCACAGGAACUGGUGGAUUCUCGAUUGCUAGAUUCUAUUACGAUAAGGAAACUAGACGUUGCCGCGAUUUUGUAUACGAAGGAAAGAAGGGAAAUGCUAACAACUUCCUGUCGAUGGAAGAUUGCGAACUUGUCUGUCCUGUUCUUCCAAACCCAUGUCAACUGGGUGAGCCGCUUUUGGAUUUGAACAAAGAGCCAGUUAUUUGUGGGGGAACUGAUACUUGCAUUAAUGGAUAUUGGUGUCACGUUGGUGGAAGUCCCGAAACUACUAAUUGCUGUCCGGGAACACGACGCCCUUGUGACCUUCCACUUGAAGUUGGACAGGGAAAUGAGAAAUUGGAACGCUGGUUCUACGAUGGAGGAAUUCAAAUGUGCCGACCAUUCGUUUACAAGGGAAUGAAAGGAAAUUCGAAUAACUUUUUGACUAAACAAUCUUGCAGACAAUCCUGUAAAGAAGUAAACCCAUGCGGAUUCGGCCAACCAUUAACCGAUAGCGCUGGAGAACGACUUCUGUGCACUGGAGGUCAACGCACCGAUUCAUGCCCGAGAAACAGCUAUUGCCAUGUUGGAUCAAGCGCUUUGACUACACUCUGUUGUCCAAAGAGAAACAUCGAUCCUUGCGACCAGCACGUUGAAGAAGGUCACGGUUCAGAAGAUUUGCCAAGAUGGUUCUUUGAUAGAAAACAGAAUAGAUGCGCUCCAUUCAAUUACGGAGGAAUCGGAGGAAACGAGAACAACUUCAUUAGCCAGAACACUUGUAUGGAAGCUUGCCCAGAAUACCGUAACUAUUGCCCACAUGGAAUUCCACUAAUCGAAGGAAGCACCGUAACCUCUUGCGGAAUUGACAAAGGUUGCCCUGAUGGCUUCAUCUGUCACAUGUCAAGCGAAUUCAACGUGUCAAUUUGCUGUCAGGAUCCAAUGGAUUUCUGCUUAUCCGAACGCGAUCCGGGACCGUGUACGAACUAUGAGAAACGAUACGGAUAUGACGCGAACUCCGAUACUUGCGUUGAAUAUCAAUACGGUGGAUGCGAAGGAACGUUGAACAACUUCCAUUCGCUUCAACGUUGCACGGAAAUCUGCUGCAAAGAAUAUAAGAGAAGACAUAAAUAUUCUCCAAUUAUUGUAUUGCCACCAUUCUACAAAAUUGAUGCUCCAAAUUCGAUUACCAUUCUUUCAACAUCGCCAAAAAAUGUUGCCGGCACAGUGACUAUUCGCAGCCAAACCCGCGAGAUUUUAUUGUCAAGGAACAUUAAAAACCUCGAACCUGGCGUCCCUCAAGAGUUAACAUUCCGGUUAAAAACCGCUUCAAAUUAUGUAAACACAACAAUUGAGUUAGCAGAUCAUUCAUCAUUUACGAAAACUCUUAGUCUUCGACCAGACCUUUAUGCAAUUCAUAUUAACACCGACAAAACUGUUUAUCGAUCAGCUGAAUUAGUGAAACUACGAGCUCUUCCACUCACCCAUUCUGGAAACAUUUAUACAAAUAAAAUUGACUUUCUACUCAUUAACUCGGAAGGAUUUGAAAUCAGCCGUAAAACUACUAACAUCGAUCCAUCUCUUUCAUCAAUAAUUUCAAUGGAUUUUGAACUUCCCGACCAUUUGUUCUAUGGAAAUUGGAAAAUCCGAGCAAGACCACAUAACUCAAACGAUAAUAGGUUGAGUUUCGAAUCGGAAUUCCAAGUUCGAGAAUACGAUUUGCCAGUAUUCAAAUUAAAUGGAUUUCUCACUGAUAACAAUGAUGUCGAAAAUACCGGAUUAACAAUUCAUGCUACAUAUUUUCAUGGAAAACCAAUCGAUGGGAGUUUUGUAAUUUCAUGCGAUGACGUGGAUGACAAUAUUGUCGAUCGCAGUAAAAGGAUUCAAGUCAAACGUGGAGAGAUAGACAUUUGGUUGAAUUAA
This is a messenger RNA of Caenorhabditis bovis, 3828 nucleotides long. NCBI's taxonomy places the organism in Eukaryota, Metazoa, Nematoda, Chromadorea, Rhabditida, Rhabditidae. The record is from the annotation of a GenBank genome assembly.